GAAUAUUCACCGCAUUAACCGAAUUUAUAUCAAAACUUUCAACUUCUUCUAACGUCUGUUACAUUUCUGCUGCAUACAAUACCUACGAGAUGUUUUCAUUAAUAUUUUCAUGAACUUGGACUAUUUGUUUUUAUUAAAAUGGAAAAUAAUAGUUCUGUAAAUGGAACAGAAAGUAAAAAUGCAGUGGAUAUAUCGUCAUUUGAGCCAUAUGAAGAAGCUGCUGCUACCAUUUCCUUACUUUUGUUCACAAUCAUAGUUUGUCUGAAUGGAUUUGUGAUAUUCAUCCUCGUCUUUAGAAAACAGAAAAAGAGUCGUCUCUUCUAUUUUGUACUGCAUUUAGCAAUAGCAGAUUUUCUUGUGGGUUUCUGCAGUGUUCUUGGAGAUGGUAUACAUAGUGCAAUGCACAAUGAAUGGUAUGGUGGUGACUUUUUGUGUAGACUAUUUCGUUUUAUUUCACCAAUGUCUCUUAUUGCUUCCAAUAAUCUUCUGAUCGGUAUGAGUUUAGACAGAUUUCUGGCAAUCAAAUAUCCACUGAAUGUUGUUAGAAUAGGUGCAUGCAGGUAUCUUGACAAAGGUAUGGUAUUUGGGGCAUGGCUUUUAAGUUUGUUGGGAUCAAGCUUUUUCAUACUCUACAGUCGAGGAAUCAAUGCAAAACCGGAUGCUGCUGAUAUGUAUGAACAAAAAGGUUCUUGUAAUUUACACAUGCCUGAAAGCUGGUGGAAGCCGUAUAGUUUAAUAGUUGCAGUAAUAAUAUAUGUGUUACCAACAAUCGGUAUAACAGUGUGUUAUGUGGGUAUAUGUAUCGUAGUCUGGUUGAAAUGGCGUUCAAGACUGAAAUUAUCAGAGAUAGAUACCAGUGAAAGCAGUGAUCGACUUCAUGGUGAUAGAUCAUUAAGCAAAGGACUUCUACCAAGGGCAAAAAUAAAGAGCAUUAAAAUGACAAUGGUCGUGUGUUUGGCUUUCUUUAUAUGCUGGACGCCAUAUUUCGUAGUAAUGUUAAUAACCAUCUAUAACCCAGGUACAAUUGGAUUCAAAGCUCAUCUGAUAGUUGGCUGUUUAUACCCACUUAACAGUGCCUGCAAUCCUCUAAUAUUUAUGCUAUUCAAUCGCAAACUGUUCACUUGCGGGCAAAAAGACCAACAGGAUGUGCAAUCGUAUGAAGGCAUGAACACACAAGUGACGUCAACAUGACUUGGCGCGUUCCUCUGGGUAUUUACUCAGAUCUUACAUGUUCAAAAAGCAAGAUCAGAUGAAUUGAAAAACAAAAAUGAAUAUAAUCUAUAUUAUCGUCUAGCAUAGUUUUACUUUUGAGUAGAAUAGAAAUAUCAAAAAUGCUUUGUGUCAUAGAUUAAUAACUAACCAAAACAUUUUUUCCAAUGCAAACAUGAUGCUAAGAUUCGCGUGUCUGAAGUAUCAUACGACGCCUUUGAAUGCAAAAUAGUGAAUGUUGCUUCAAAGCAAAAUCGCUCUAAUAAUGUAACAAAAUUAAAAAAUUAACGACACUGUACAUUUAAUGUAGCCAAAAUAAAUCUUACAAAAUUUCAAAAAGGCAAUAUUCUAUUUCAUUUAUUUAAAGAAAUAUAAAAUAGAGCUUUUAAAUACAAAAUAUGUAUAAAUAGGAAUAUAUUUUUUUGAUGACGGUCAAACUGUUCUACCUGUGUUAUUGUUUAAUUGAAAAUUAUACUAAUACUGCAAAUGGACUGUAAAAAUUUCCAAUCUUCAUAAUAUGAAAAAAGUUCUGGUUAUAAUCACAAUACUAUGGUUGCUAAUUUCUGCUACGUCGUUACUUCGUCUUGUCGCCGUUGGCGACAAUACGAAAGAACGAAAUAAGAACAUAAAUAUAAAUUCUCUUAUUGUCCCUCUGUUUUUAUCGUUUCGUCGU
Molecule: messenger RNA, 1882 nt
Organism: Ruditapes philippinarum (Manila clam)
Lineage: Eukaryota; Metazoa; Mollusca; Bivalvia; Venerida; Veneridae
Product: cardioacceleratory peptide receptor-like
Exons: 7
Coding region: 139-1191 (350 amino acids)
Biological process (GO): G protein-coupled receptor signaling pathway
Cellular component (GO): membrane
Molecular function (GO): vasopressin receptor activity
Source: RefSeq, a predicted model, not a curated record